AUGGUAGAGACUAAGAUCAAUUCUUUUGAUAGAGUCUCUUUUGUUAGAAUGAUGGGUCCUGCUUGGGAUUUUUUCCUUCUUCCUUCAGAAGGGAUUUCUAGUGGAAUUAUGAUUCUAUGGAAAUCGAAUAUGGCAUCCUUUUCAGUGGUGAAGACAUCAGAUCAAUGUGUUAUACGGGUUCUUAACGUCUCCAAUAAGGGAGUGUGGAGGAUUACAACUGUUUAUGGUAGUGAGGAGGCUCAUAAGAGAAGAUUGCUUUGGGAGUGUGUUCAGGAGCACUCUCAGAGGAAAAUUCCUUCUAUUAUUGGAGGGGAUUUUAAUUAUAUUUUGGCUCCAGAAGAUAAGAAGGGUGCGAGAAAGUUUGUUUUCUCUCAAGGUCCCAUGGAUAUGAUAAAGUUUAAAAAUGAUAAUGAUUAUCAUGAAGUUGGGUUUGUUGGACCAAGCUUUACUUGGUGCAACAACAAAGUUGGAGGAGGGAGGAUACUCGAAAGAUUGGAUAGGUGUAUUCUCAAUUCAUUGGCCAUCAAUAAGAUUCAAAUUGCUGUUGUGAGGCACCUAGCCAGAGUGGCUUCAGACCAAAAUCCUAUUGUGCUAAUGAUAUUUGAGUCGGUCUCAAGAGGGAGGAGGUGCAUUAGGUUUGAAGAUGCUUGGUUAACUUUUAAGACAUCAGCUCAUAUUGUCUCUAAUGGGUGGAAGAAAACUUAUAUGGGGGAUGAUAUGGAAAUCCUUAAUAAGAAAUGCAACAGGACUUUGAAGGACUUGAAAAAUUCCAAUUGCAUUACUCAGCUAAGGAGUACAGAUGGAAUUAUGACUGAAGAACUGAAGGAGGUGGAAGAGGUGUUAUUCAAAUUCUUCCAGAAUAAAUGGAAGAGCAGGAUGUGUUGUUUGGAAGACUGGCCUAAACCGUGGAUUGUUUUGGAAAAGGAAGAUAAAUUCUGGUUGGACAGGGAGCUUUCUGUGUUCGAAAUAGAUGAGGUUGUUUUGAAGUUGGGUAAUAAUAAAGCUCCAGGUUGUGACGAGAUUACAUACUCCUUUUUUUAA
Messenger RNA from Dendrobium catenatum, 1041 nucleotides. RefSeq lists its product as uncharacterized. The record is from RefSeq and is a predicted model, not a curated record. The coding region runs from base 1 to 1041 and encodes 346 amino acids. NCBI's taxonomy places the organism in Eukaryota, Viridiplantae, Streptophyta, Magnoliopsida, Asparagales, Orchidaceae. The transcript is spliced from 2 exons.